This is a messenger RNA of Chanos chanos (milkfish), 1029 nucleotides long. RefSeq names its product aryl hydrocarbon receptor interacting protein-like 1 (gene aipl1). Bases 1 to 1029 code for a protein of 342 amino acids. Lineage: Eukaryota; Metazoa; Chordata; Actinopteri; Gonorynchiformes; Chanidae. The record is from RefSeq and is a predicted model, not a curated record. Gene Ontology annotation, molecular function: protein binding; peptidyl-prolyl cis-trans isomerase activity. The transcript has 6 exons.
AUGGAGGACAGCAUGAUGCUCGGAGUGGAGGGGAUCAAGAAGACCAUUCUUCAUGGCGGGUCUGGUGAAAUACCCCGGUUUGUCACCGGAAGCAAGGUGACCUUCCACUUUCGCACGCAGCUGUGUAAUGAUGAACGAACAGUGAUAGACGACAGUAAGAAAGUGGGCAUGCCCAUGGAGAUUGUGAUUGGGAACAUGUUUAAACUGGACGUCUGGGAGACCCUGCUGGCCUCCAUGCGUAUCGGAGAAGUGGCUGAAUUCUGGUGUGACAUCACUCACACUGGUCUUUAUCCCAUGGUGGCAAAGAGCCUGCGUCGUAUCGCGGAGGGUAAAGACCCAGUUGACUGGCACAUCCAUACGUGUGGCAUGGCCAAUAUGUUUGCCUAUCACACCCUGGGCUAUGAGGACCUGGAUGAGCUACAGAAAGAGCCGCAGCCUCUGUACUUUGUUCUGGAGCUACUUAAGGUGGAUCAGCCGAGUGAGUAUGACAGGGAGUCGUGGGCUCUGAGUGAUGCUGAGAGACUAAAGGCUGUACCUGUUCUCCAUGGCCAAGGCAACAAGCUCUACAAGACGGGCCGCUAUGAAGAGGCCACACAUAAAUACAAAGAGGCCAUCGUGUGUAUUAAGAAUGUGCAGUCAAAGGAGAAAGCAUGGGAAGCCCCUUGGCUGAAGCUAGAGAAGAUGGCCAACACACUUACUCUGAAUUACUGUCAGUGUCUGCUCCGCAUGGAAGAAUACUAUGAGGUCAUUGAACACACCUCUGACAUCAUCAAUCAGCACCCUGGCACGAUGAAGGCUUUCUAUUUGCGAGGGAAGGCACACAUGGAGGUGUGGAACGAGGCAGAAGCCAAGGCAGAUUUCGAGAGGGUUCUCGACUUGGACCCUGGCAUGAGGAAAGCCAUCAGGAAGGAGUUGGCUGUGCUUAGCAUGCGAAUGGAAGAGAAGAAUGAAGAGGACAGACACAAGUAUAAAGGCAUGUUUGACUCCCAAAACCAGAAAUCAACAGCCAGCCUGGAACAGGAAUCAUAG